AUGCAGAAUUGGCAAUGUCCAAACGCAGCUUUUCAAGGCCCAGGACUGCUCAGGGAUGUCCUCCAUGGUCAUCCGGAGUCUUCCCCAGUGAGAGGCAGCAGUCUCCAGCAUAUCAUCUGCAGCCACUUGGGUGGCAACGUGUUGGAGGACGAGGCCAGCACUUUAGGACGAACCUUUCCCAAGGCUGGGCAGUUCUGUGAGGUUCACUAUACGGGGUCACUGAAGGAUGGAACAAAGUUUGAUUCUUCUCGGGACCGAGCUCAGCCAUUUAAAUUUAAAAUCGGUGAAAAUCAGGUCAUCAAGGGCUGGGAAGAAGGAUUAGUUCAGAUGAGCACUGGACAGAGAGUAAAACUAACCUGCACCUCUGACUAUGCUUAUGGAGCUGCUGGCCACCCUGGCCUCAUUCCACCUAAUGCUACUUUGAUUUUUGAUGUAAAGCUCUUGAGACUUGAGUGA
This is a messenger RNA of Carcharodon carcharias (great white shark), 456 nucleotides long. RefSeq names its product peptidyl-prolyl cis-trans isomerase FKBP1A-like. The transcript is spliced from 2 exons. Bases 1 to 456 code for a protein of 151 amino acids. NCBI's taxonomy places the organism in Eukaryota, Metazoa, Chordata, Chondrichthyes, Lamniformes, Lamnidae. The record is from RefSeq and is a predicted model, not a curated record. Gene Ontology annotation, molecular function: peptidyl-prolyl cis-trans isomerase activity.